This is a messenger RNA of Dicentrarchus labrax (European seabass), 1406 nucleotides long. RefSeq lists its product as uncharacterized. The record is from RefSeq and is a predicted model, not a curated record. Bases 130 to 780 code for a protein of 216 amino acids. NCBI's taxonomy places the organism in Eukaryota, Metazoa, Chordata, Actinopteri, Moronidae. The transcript has 9 exons.
GUGACUGCAGCCAACCACGUUUUUGUAUCAUCAUGUAAACUGAAAGCCUGUAAGCUGUGUUUGCUCUUCAGCAGUUAACAGUCGUACAGAACUGUGUGGAGUGCUACAUGAAAGAAAUUCUUUCAGAAAAUGGAGGCAAGGCAGCUGAAAAGAGAUGUUGAAGCCCUUAUUGGUGAUUACAUUGGGCAGAAACUCAGAGAAAAGUCUUUUGAUCCAAAGGGGAAGGGGACCUCCACGAUGCUGGAUGACCUGGCUCACUAUGACCUUGCCAUUAGUGUUGCCCUUUGGUGGCUGGACAAAGAAGCGGGACGGGAUAUGCUCGACAGAGACAUCAUUGGAGCAACACACAGCGCAGGAAGUGCCCGGUACCCUAACCGCUUAGAACGGGAGGCUAUGAUCCUGUCGUCCUUUGCUGGGAUAAUUAUGAAUAGCCUACCAGUGGAGGAAAUCUUGGCUCUGUACCGGUGUAAACCAGCUGCUUCAUACACCAACCAGCAAUCCAAGGGUGCAAUCGUCUAUCCCUUUACUCUAUCCUAUCAUCCGUUCGCCAUGCUUGGCUCUUACAAGGCUGUGCACCACUCCAAGAGGCACAGUCUGAAAUUGAAAAGAUGGCUGUCUGAGAAGGUGAAGGUUAGUGCCCCGCCUGGACGAGUCUUGGUGCAAUCUUCAGCAUCGUCCUCUUCCUCGUCUAACUCCUUCCUCAGUUCUCAGGACAGCAAUCAUUGCCUUGAGGAAAGAGCCGAACACUAUGAGGGGUCACAAGAGUCUCUGCAGGACUAAAGUCACCCUCCACUAGCACCUCCUGCAGUCUGGUUUUGUCCUCAUAAUGCACUUUAUAUCUGUACAUCUUGGGGACAGUUUCCCAUUUCUGCUGUCUUUACUUUUGGUGUUUAUACUGUCGCACUGAAAAUCUUUAAACUUUAACUUUUAUAGGUCCAGUGUGUAAUACAUUGAGGAGGAUCUAUAUUAUAAAUGGAAUAUAAUAUUCAUAGGUAUGUUUUCAUUAGUGUAGAAGAAUCUUGUGUUUUUGUUACCUUAGAAUGAGCUGUUUUUAUCUACAGAGGGAGCGGGUCCUCUUCUGCAGAGAACCGCCAUGUUGAACAGCCAUGUUUCUACAGGAGCCCAGAACGGACAAACACUGGCUGUAGAUAGGGCCUUAUGCAUUUUUUGCAAGUUUCACAGCCACCGUAGAAUCUCCUGCACAGCCUGUUUUUACUCCAAGGUGGUCAAAUACAAACAUGAGCGGUGUUCAGUUAGAUGCAAUCUGCAACGUCACCUCUAGAUGCCAUUAAAUCUUACACUGGUCCUUUAAGCAGUUAUUUCAAUUUUCAGCAUUUGGCCGUUGAUGAGACAGUUUUGACGAGCGUGAUAAUUACAUUAAAAUGGUGGUGGUUGUGGCUGAUGAA